Zootoca vivipara (common lizard) is the source of this 2568-nucleotide messenger RNA. NCBI's taxonomy places the organism in Eukaryota, Metazoa, Chordata, Lepidosauria, Squamata, Lacertidae. The record is from RefSeq and is a predicted model, not a curated record.
GCGACUGGGGAGGCGCUCGCACUUCAGCCCGGCCCUUCGUCUCCGCGCAGCCCAGCCUCCUCCAGGAAGGCAGCUCCAGCUCCAGCAGCAGCCAGACGCCCAGAUCCGCCGCGCCGCCGCCUUCGAACCGGGACGUUCUUCUUCUUCUUCUUGCCGCCGCCGCUGACCCCCGACCACCGCCAUGGAUGCCAUCAAGAAGAAGAUGCAGAUGCUCAAACUGGACAAGGAGAACGCCUUGGACCGGGCCGAGCAAGCAGAAGCCGACAAGAAGGCGGCUGAGGACAGGAGCAAGCAGUUGGAGGAGGACAUUCUGCAGUUGGAAAAGCAACUGCGGACCUCUGAGGAUGAGAGGGACCGGGUUCUGGAAGAGCAGCACAAAGCGGAAGAGAGCCUGCUGGCUGCGGAUGAGAAGGCCACCAAGGCUGAGAGCGAUGUGGCUUCUCUGAACAGGCGUAUCCAACUGGUAGAGGAAGAGCUGGAUCGUGCCCAGGAGCGCCUGGCAACAGCCUUGCAGAAACUGGAGGAGGCUGAGAAGGCGGCAGAUGAGAGCGAAAGAGGAAUGAAGGUCAUUGAGAGCAGAGCCCUGAAGGAUGAGGAGAAGAUGGAGAUCCAGGAGAUCCAACUCAAGGAGGCCAAACACAUUGCUGAGGACGCUGACCGCAAGUAUGAAGAGGUGGCUCGUAAACUGGUGAUCAUUGAGAGCGACCUGGAGCGUGCGGAGGAGCGGGCUGAACUGUCAGAAAGCCAAGCCCGACAGCUGGAGGAACAGUUAAGGAUAAUGGAUCAAACGUUGAAAGCAUUAAUGGCUGCUGAGGAGAAGUACUCGCAGAAGGAAGACAAGUAUGAAGAGGAGAUCAAGGUCCUUACUGACAAACUUAAAGAGGCUGAGACCCGAGCUGAGUUUGCAGAGAGGUCGGUAACUAAGCUGGAGAAGAGCAUUGAUGACUUAGAAGACCAGCUCUACCAGCAGCUUGAGCAAAACCGCCGUCUAACUAAUGAACUAAAGUUGGCCCUGAACGAGGAUUAAGCUUUAGUAUGAACCAGCCCCUUUCUAACAAAUGUGCUUGUGAUUCAAUUGAUACUGAAAUAUGCAAGAGACCCGUGCAAGUAAGAAAUUAUUGCUUCACUGAUCGUGGGAAGUGAAACUGGCUUGACUUAGGGACAUUUUAAAAUUUCACUGGUCAGUUGUGCUCUGUUUAGAACUUUUUCUUUAUUGUUCAAAGGCCAGCUAUAUGCCUGGUGAUAAUUUUACAGAGAGGAAAUCAAGCAGCCUUCCUCUUAGAGUGGAGUUUUCACUGAGAGAGGGGGGAGCAGAGAGAAAAUGUACUCCCAGCUGCUUAUUUGGAAUCUGAACCCCACAAGUUUGAGUCCCAGUAAAAACAGCUUUUGUUUAUGGGUUAAACUACUCACCUAAAGAAGAAGCCGUUAUUGAGAACCUCUGGUCAAUUUAAAGGUACGCUUUCUUGCAUCAUAAGAAGGUCACUGUUGCUCUUCGGUUGUAUGUGGUUCUGGAGUUUCUGUGCUUAUGUCAGCAUCACUGAAGCAUGUUUAGGGGCUGUCCUACAAAGUGUGCAUGUCACAAAACUAAGAACUGUUGUAAAACACUUUCUUUCUCUUUCUUUCUCUUUUGCCGGGGUGGGGUGGGGGGGUUGGAAGGCUGCUGUAAAAAUAAGUCACUUGAGGUUUUUUCCAAACAGUCAAGCUGGUCCCCCUGCCCAUCUUUCAUUUUCUGGUACAGUGGUGCCUCGCUAGACAAAUUUAAUUCGUUCCACAGGUCUUUUCUUAUAACGAAAAAUUCGUCUAGCGAAUCCCAUAGGAAUGCAUUGAAUUUUUUUUUUUGCCCAUAGGAGCGCAUUAAUUGAAUUUCGAUUCAUUCCUAUGGGAAACCGCGAUUCGCUAGACAAAUCUUUCGUAAAACGCAUUCGUCUAGCGAGGCAACCUCCGCUAGAAGAAACCUUUCGUUAAGCGGAAAUUCCGUUAAGCAGGGCAUUCGUUAAGCGAGGCACCACUGUAGUUGUUAAAUGUUGAAUGGGUAGAACUGCUUCUGAAGUCCUGUCAUCAGCAUUUUUUAAGAACAUGUUAGAAUUUCCUCCUGGACUUUCCCUGGAACUAGCUGCCUGACAUGCUUUUGUACCUUUCCUUAUUAUUACUAUUUUUAAAAGAAAAAUUAGAAAGCUCAUUGCAUUACUCUGUUGCAGCAGUCGUGUGACAUGAGGUUGAUGGGUUUUUUGGUGCCCCUAGGAUUAAAACAAAAAACACUCCCCAAAGUUGUAGCUUAACUUACUCUAUUUAAGUCCCCCCCCCCCCAACGGUUCUUUGGUGUUACGUUUGAUAUGAUAGUCCCAGUUCUUGGCUGCUGCCUCCUUUGACGAUGGACCCAACAGAUAACUCGCUUCUCAUUUGGCAAAAGUGUUUUUGGGUUGCUGGCUGCUCUGAAGGGUGUUGCCUUUGUUUAUGUUAAUCCUAAUAUGUCGCAGUCAUGCUCCCUCCAUGCUCAUUUACAAAUGAUAUUUGCCUUUGUACAAUUAAUAUAAAGCAAUGACAUUUUUUUUCAUAACUUGACUUUUC